AUGGCUAGUAGUCUUACACGUACAUUCUUAUAUGGUUCAAGAAUUGCACAAACAAGUUUUGUGCGUGCACUUGGUACUAAAGGUCCAGGCAGCAAUAGCAGUAAUACAACAUCAGGUGGUUAUGGUGGAAGUGGCCCAGAAUCUCAAUCAUCAGAUAAAAACAGUUCAUCAUCUCAACCAUUAGGUGGUCAAGGUCAACAAGGUGGUCAUGGUCAACAAGGUGGUCAUGGUCAACAAGGAGGUAGUUCUGGCAAUAAAAGUAGUCCAGCUUCUCAAACAUCAGGUGGCUUUGGUCAACAAGGAGGUAGUUCUGGUAAUAAAAGUAGUUCAGCUUCUCAAACAUCAGGUGGCUUUGGUAAUAGUGACCAAUCAACAACUGAUAAAAUCAAAGAGAAAGCAGGUGAUUAUGCUGAUAAAGCACGUGAUGCUGCUGGUAAUAUGGCUGAUUCAGCUAAAGAUGCAGUUAAUAAAGCAAAAGAUUGGAUUAAAGAUAAUAAAGAUAAAAUAACAUCCGAUGAUUCUAUUAAUAAAGCUCGUGAUUCUGUAAAAAGUGGUGCCGAUAAAGUAAAAUCUGGUGCUGAUCAAGCUGCUAACAAAGCUAAAAAAUCUCAUUAA
Molecule: messenger RNA, 615 nt
Organism: Adineta steineri
Lineage: Eukaryota; Metazoa; Rotifera; Eurotatoria; Adinetida; Adinetidae
Source: the annotation of a GenBank genome assembly